This is a messenger RNA of Hypoxylon trugodes, 1622 nucleotides long. Its product is annotated as O-methyltransferase. Bases 276 to 1544 code for a protein of 422 amino acids. Lineage: Eukaryota; Fungi; Ascomycota; Sordariomycetes; Xylariales; Hypoxylaceae. The transcript has 4 exons. Gene Ontology annotation, molecular function: O-methyltransferase activity. The record is from RefSeq and is a predicted model, not a curated record.
GACGUCAUAGUCAGAAAAGGAAUUGUACCUACCUGCCUGGUAGCUGAUGGCGCGUGCAUUGUGAUACCACUAAAUAAAUGGCUUGAUGCUUCAAUAUAACUUGAGGUAUGAAACGAAUAGUGCGUGCAGUGUCAAAGUUGUUAUUGUCAUGAGAAUAACGGAUAAUCGGGAUCAACCAUUAUCGCAGGAUACUCGCAGUUAUUUUAAUAUAAUUGAUACAAGCUAUUCAAUUGCACUUUUACCACCUCAUCCCGAUUAACUCAGACUUCGGCAACAUGGAGCCCAGCGCGAACGUACUUGUCGCUCUGGCCGAUCGCAUUACCAAACAAGUCGCAAACCUUAGCAAAUACCUCGAAGACAGUGAUAUUGGCAUGUCCGACUUCACUGUCGAGUCACGCGAGAGGCCGAAUACUGGAGAGUUCAAGACCCUUCAUAGCGAUCUUACGUCGUCUCUUGAGGACCUUCAGUAUCUUAUAGAUGGGCCUCGGGCAUACAUGCGCUCGUUCAUUUGCAGUGGCAACGACCUCGCCGCUUUCCAAAUCGCGUUUGAAUUCGGCUUCUUCAACCUUGUUCCUACUGACAGAGCGAUCCCAAUCGCAGAGCUUGCGAAGAAAGCAGGUAUGGAUGUGGAUAGAACGGCCCGCGUCAUGCGAAUGAUGGCGACCCGUCGAACUUUUGAGGAAAAAACCCCCGGGGAAUUUACUCAUACUGCAGCCUCUCUCGUUUUCCACGAAGAUGAAAGCUUCCGAUGUGCUGGGCAUUACAUGGUAGAUGAAAUGUGGAAAGCUGCAACAGCGACGGCGGAAUGUGUCAAAGCGUCGCCUUAUGAGUCCGAUAGCUCACAUUCACCAUUCAAGACAAGAUUCGGUAUUCCGUUGUUCGAGUAUUACGCCAAAAACCCGGGCUAUGCAGCUAGGUUUGCCAAGGCUAUGGCAGGAGCAACUAAAAUCGAUCGCCAGGUAACAGAGGUUGUUGACGGCUUCCCAUGGGAUGGAAUUCGGGGAACCGUCGUUGAUGUAGGCGGGGGGAGUGGCCAUUUAUCUGUUAGCUUAGCUCGAGCCUUUCCUCAUCUUUCCUUUGUCGUACAAGAUAACUCGGCCUCUAUGCUAGCCCAGGGCAAAGAUUCUGGUCUGCGUGACGUCGAAGGGCGCAUAUCUUGGAUGCAGCACGACUUCUUCGAGCCUCAGCCAUUACGUGGGGUCUCUGCCUUUAUCAUCCGUCAGUGCCUCCACAACUGGUGCGACCGUGAUGUAGUCAAAAUAUUAGAGGCACUCGUACCAGCGCUGGAGAAGUGUGAUGAUGGAACUCCGUUGCUUAUCAACGAGACGGUGCUCCCACAGCCUGGUACCAUUCAUGCCCCGGAGGAACGUGGUUUAAGACAGAUGGAUAUGCUUAUGCUUGUAACCCUUGGCUCCAAGCAACGAACCAAGGAGGAAUACGAAACUCUUCUAAAGGAGGCAGAUGAUAGGUACGAAAUAUACAGCCUACAUUCUACUGGGAGCAUGGGUUUGCUUGAAGUCCACUUGAAGGUGGAGAGGAGCUAGUCACUUGGACCCGCGGUUCAUCACAACAAAUAAGCUCUUCAAGAAUUCUAGGGUUCACAGGCGGCUCUGAACUUGAUC